Messenger RNA from Trypanosoma theileri, 681 nucleotides. RefSeq lists its product as uncharacterized. The record is from RefSeq and is a predicted model, not a curated record. The transcript has a single exon. Bases 1 to 681 code for a protein of 226 amino acids. NCBI's taxonomy places the organism in Eukaryota, Euglenozoa, Kinetoplastea, Trypanosomatida, Trypanosomatidae.
AUGUACCACAUACCAUUAUCAGCGGAGCAACGCAAAGGCAAAACGUACAAGCAAAACAAAUUCGGGGGGAUUUCCCUAUUGAUACCACUUCCCCCUCUGGAUGGCAUCCAUCAAAGAGUUUGCUAUAAUACCUACGUGAACCCGCAAUCCGUACAUCGCGGCGUUGGUUUCAGAGGGUGGCCAGAUGGCAAAACGCAUGUGGACCUGAACAGCAUGGGGGCAGCGAAGCUCAGGAAUGAGAAGAUUCAUCAAGUUCACAGUGCAGAACAUUUUAGAAAUUCAAAAAGAAAACAUUCCACUAUGUAUCGUAAAUUUACAAUUGGCAAAACACAGCGCGUUACAAUAUACGCGAACACGGAUCGCCAUGAUGAAGUCAAGGAAAACGCCUACCCAAAUGUUUCUGGCCGGCCUACAAAAGAUAGCGGCCGCAGACACCUCAUAAAACAAGGACGUCCCAUCUUGAGAUGCGACUCUGAUAUGAUCAACGGCGGUCUUACUCGGGAAAGGGAUAGAGUGGCAUUACGACUGGCGUGGGUUGCCGCCAGCCGUUGGGGAGAAAUAGUAAAACUUCAGAAACAAAAUUUUGCACAGAACGCUUGGGAUCCAAACGCCAUAAUAGUGAUUGGGGAACUCUUCCCAGGACAUUCAAGGGCGAUCCAAACAGGGCCGCACGAUAUGUAG